AAAAAAUACAGCGUACCCCGGAAGGAAUGGUGAUGUGGUUCAAACGUGUCGGGUGAAUUUUUUUUGCAACUGCUAUUCAUUCUGAAAAACAGCUAUAGAUGAGACUAUGGCAUCUUCACCUAAAGUCAAGAGAACUGCUAAACCUAGAGAUGGUGUACAAAAUCUCCUCAGAUCCCAGAAGGAUGCCUAUGCCAGACUUCUGAAUCAGCAUCAGAAUGGCAAGUUUCGUUCUUACUUGCAAGAGUUAGCGAAGCAGCAGGUGGAAGAUAGCACAUCAGCUAGCAGGUCUGGGAUUGUUGUGUGCAAAAGAAAAAAGGGCAAUUCAGAGUCGUAUUCUGUUGAUAGCUUAUCUGCUCAGCAAGCCUCCCUUUGUUUGUACAUGGACAAAACCAGCUAUCAGGUGACAUGCGCUGAAGACCAGGGCAUAAAAUCUAGCAUGCUGGAAAAGCACGCCAGAAUGGAGCUACCUAAGGCUACUGCAACCAAAAAGGUACCCUCAAUACUGCAACACAAGAGAAUUGAAAAAGAUCUGGUGGGAUCUGAGGAAGGUGAAAGUCAACAGUUGAGCUGUUUGUGUGAGGAGGAACAAGCAAAGAACAAAUCAAAGAAGAAGAGAUUAAAAGGAAUUUUAGCAAAAAAAGGCAAGGGAGAAUGUUGCCCUGAGGUUGACCCCAUUAUUGCUGGGAAAUCACCAAAAGAAACCAUCAAAGCUCCUCAAACACAAGCAUCAAAAGAGAACUUGCCACAAAACAAUAAAGAUAAAGGCGCUAAAGGUGGUAGAGGGUCCCAGAAGCAACUGUUUGAGCAGUACAUGUGCACAGAGGAUGUUUCUGCAGGCCUGAAGAGAGGGGAACUCAUAAAGGGAGUACUGAGAAUAAACCCUAAGAAGUACAAGGAAGCUUUUGUCCCAUCUCCUGAUGGGUCAGCUGAUAUCUUUCUGGAUGGGAUUGCAGCUCGUAACAGGGCUCUCAAUGGAGAUGUUGUUGUUGUGAAAAUCCUUCCCCUUGAACACUGGAAGGCAGAAGUCAGUGGGGAUAUAAAUGAGAGAACUUUAACCAAUCAGAUGGUGCCAAAUGCUCCUGAUGUCAUAGUGGAGGCCCAUUACAAUGAAGACGAUAAGGUGAUUGGUAAAAUGAAGAAUGUCAGUCUCCAUGAUAAAGCCCUUGUGAAAACUCAAUUUGUCAAACAUGAAAGUGCAUUAAACGUUUCUGGAACAAGUUCAGAGAGAGCUAUGCAAAAGACUGGACAGGUUGUAUUCAUUCUUGAGCAAAAGCACUCCAGGGUAUCAUCUGGCUUUCUUAAAUUUCUCCCCAACAAGAAUUUUGCAAUGUUCUCCCCUACGGACCAUCGGAUUCCAAGAGUUAAUGUGCCUCUAGCAGACUGUCCUGCAGACUUUGUCUCCAGACCUGGGGACUAUGAAAAUAUACUCUUUAUCUGCCGAAUAACACACUGGCCAACAGACAACAACUUUGCUGAAGGGCGACUUACAAAAACAUUAGGGCAAGCAGGUGAAAUAGAGCCAGAAACAGAAGGCAUCAUGACGGAAUAUGAUGUUGAUUUCUCAGAGUUUCCAGAGGAGGUCUUGAAUUGUCUUCCCCAAGAUCUGCCCUGGAGCAUCCCUGCUCAUGAGCUCUCUAAAAGAAGAGAUCUCAGAAAAGAAUGUAUAUUUACCAUCGACCCAGCUACAGCCAGAGAUCUAGAUGAUGCACUGUCCUGCAAACAACUUUCAGAUGGCAAUUUUGAAGUUGGUGUUCAUAUAGCUGAUGUGAGUUACUUUGUGGAAGAGGGAAGUGUCUUGGAUCAAAUCGCUGGUAAAAGAGCCACAAGUGUUUAUCUUGUUCAGAAGGUAAUUCCCAUGUUGCCUCGACUUCUGUGUGAGGAGCUGUGCAGCUUGAAUCCUCUGACUGAUCGACUGACAUUCUCUGUUAUUUGGAAGCUUUCUGCAGAGGGAAAGAUCCUGAGUGAGUGGUUUGGCCGAACCGUUAUCUGUUCCUGCAUUAAGAUGAGUUAUGAUCAUGCUCAGAGUAUGAUUGACGCUCCUGAAAAGCACUUCAGUGCUGAAGAGCUGCCACCCUGCUCCCCAAACCACAGCAUCCAUGAGAUACAAGAAGCCAUUCUCAAUUUGCACAACAUUGCCAAACAGCUUCGAGCCCAGCGCUUUGAGGGUGGAGCUUUACAUCUUAAACAGCUGAAGCUAUCUUUCACCCUUGAUAAGGAGUCCAGCAUGCCUCAGGGCUGUUACGUCUAUCAAUAUCAGGACAGCAACAAAUUGGUGGAGGAGUUCAUGUUGCUGGCAAAUAUGGCGGCUGCCCAUAAGAUCUACCGCACAUACCCAGAACUGGCCAUCCUGCGUAGGCACCCGCCACCCCAGAGCAAAAUGGUAGAUGAUCUGCAGGAGUUCUGUACCCAGAUGGGCCUUGACAUUGACUUAAACUCUUCUGGAGGACUCCAUAAGAGUCUGAAUGAAAAUCUUGGUAAUGAUGAGUAUGUAGAUGCCAGGAAAGGAGUUCUCACUCACAUGUGCUCCAGGGCAAUGCAGAUGGCUUCCUAUUUCUGUACUGGAGCUCUGAAAGACGAAAAUUCCUUCAGUCAUUAUGCUCUGAAUGUUCCUCUCUACACUCACUUCACUUCACCUAUACGGCGCUAUGUUGAUGUCAUUGUGCACCGUCUACUGGCCGCCUCCCUUAACUGUGGACCACCGUUGAGUCUCUCAUUAGAAGAAGUACACAAACAGGCAUCCCACAGCAAUGACAGGAAGACUGCUUCAAAGAGAGUCCAGGAGUUGAGCUCUGAGCUUUUCUUUACUGUCUUUGUUAAGGAGUGUGGUCCUUUGGAUUCAGAGGCUAUGGUCAUGGGAGUUCUUGACCAGUCCUUUGAUGUGCUUGUGCUUCGCUACGGUGUGCAGAAACGAAUCUAUUGUAAUUCAUUAGAGGGACUUAAGGCAGUCCACUUCCGUAAAGUGGGAAAGAGACCAGAGAUGACGCUUGUUUGGGAACAAAGUGACCCCAGCAAAGAGCCCACACAACAGGAGAUUUCCAUCUUCACGUUGUUGCAUGUACAGCUGAAGGCAGAUGGAGCUUCUCUGAAAUACAGUGCUGUACUUAGGAGACCCUCAGCACACCUAUGAAUUUUAUUCUUAAUAUUCUGUAUUCUUAUUAUAUUUUGUUUGCUUGCAGACGUCUUAACCAAACAGAGGUAUCACUAGCAAGUAAGGCUGCUCCUUUGCACCGAUAUAAUAUGAACUUUGUUCAAUAAUCAAAUAAUGCAAAUAAUCUCUAUAAUUUUUAACAAAGUGAAGUUUUGUGCCAUUUGGAGAAUAGUUUCUAAAGUUAGUUUUAGUUUAUAUUUUAUGCUUUAUUGUAAUUAACAAUUUAACCUACAUGUACUUUCUAAUAUUUGGGGUAUCGUUUUCUGUCUUGUGCCUGCUAGUAUGUGCAGUCUUUGUAUCAGCAAGAUAAACAAUAUUGUCAACUUCAGGAGUUGCAGAUAUGUAAAUGUGAUUUUGUUUUCUCAGUGGAAAGAAUUGGGCCUUUAAAGCCCUUCUGUAGUCAAACGUGUACUAAAACCUAUCAAAAAUUUACAAUUAAAUGUUUGUUUUUUUGUGAAACAAAUUUUUUUUCAUGCCUUAAAAUAGCUUGAAUGUAAAUGAACGUUCAAAAGCUGUGAAACACUUUUGUAACUAUUAGAUUCAAAUAUGUACACUUUAAUACAAAUUUCUACCUUUAAGGUACUAAAAUGGACCCUUUAGGUACAAACAUGAACCUUUGAAAAGGUACCACCCCAGGGAGUUAAUACCAUAUUGACAAAAAGAUUAAUAGCUUUGACCUCAUAAAAUUAUUAAUAAUAUCCAUAUGUUUUGAUCUGUAAAUAAUAUCCGGAAGUAUAAACUAUCAUGCAUGAAAUUCCGAUGUCUACAUCCUGAGUGUGAAGAAAAAUGUGGUCUCUCUCUCUCUCGCUCUCUCAUUUAACUCGUUAUCUUGGCUAAUUGCAUCUUUUCUUACAAAAUACUUCAGCAUCUAUAAAACCUCUUGAGCAGCAUGUUUAUGCACUGUUAAAAUAAAAUACUAAAUUGUGUUUGAAAUACUUAAAUUGGGUGACACUUCAUUUUACAAUCAUAGUUGUAUAUUUUUAUUACCAUAUUCAUUAAAUAUAAGAAAUAUGAAAUAUGUGCAUGCUUGUUUAUAUGAUUUUAUUAGAACACAAUUACACUGAUAUAACAAAUGUAAAUUUGGUUUAUGCUGAAAUAUCUUAAUAAUCAUAGUCCUAAUAAAUCAGAUCAAUUGAUGGACAGGUGUACAAUUUGUACAGUUAAAAAAUCAUUAUGCCUAUGGAAUGUCCCCAAAAACAACGUGUGUCACCCUGCUCAGAUUGACAAUUCGGUCAUUUUGUUGGGCGAUUUCAUUCGUGGUAUGAACAUCGUUGCUUCCACAAUAAUGGAAAAUAUUUUAUAUUUUAUAAUUUCAGUGAAAAUUUUUAAUACUUAAAUAUUAUAUUUUCCAUAUUCUUUCAAAUAGAGACAGUCCUGUCUUUAUCUUGAAAUGGUUGUGUAUGUGUGUGCUUGUUUAUAUGAUUUUAUUAGAUCACAAAUUGGUAUUACACUGACAUGUAAAUUUGGUUUAUGCUAAAAUAUCCUUAUAGUCCUUAUAAUUCAGAUCACUUAAAAAUUGUCUGUAUGCAAAACAUUUGCGUGAUGGACAGGUGUACAGUGUUUACAGUUUGUACAGUCAAAAAUCAUACCCUAGUGUAGCAAUAUUCCAAAAUGUGACCCCAUAAAGAUUAAAUUAAAUAUAAUAUAGAUACGUUCUGCCUGUCAUGUCAGGGGAAGAAAUUGCUCAGCCUGUUAAAUAAAAUGAACCAUUUAAGCCAUUUAACAUUUGUGUGUAACCACAAAUUAACACAGGCCUAAUAUAAUGGCUGAGUUUUAGGUUUUAUGUAAAGAUAUAUUCAAGAUGUAAAAUAAUAAUAUUGGUUCUAAUAUAAUAAUGGUUCUAAUUAUUUUUUGUUUCUCAGUGUAUACUAUAUGCAAACAAUUUACAGUGAGAUGGUUUGCAACAUGAAGAGUAAAAAAAAAGUAACAGAUGCAUAAACACAUGAGGGACAGAGAGAUGUCAGAGAAAAUGAGAAAAGGAAAAUAGAAGUUCAAGAUAAAACAUUUACUUAUUUGGCAUGACCCUAGCCUAGGGAUUUAAACUUUUUUUUCAAAAUUUGUUGUGGAGGUAUAAGAUGGCCUGGAUGAGUGUGAGAUUCCCCAGCUUGAAAUUUUUUCCCAGUGCCACUUCCACAUGUUCACACCAGCAGGGACUCCUGAUACUUGGAUAAUGACUGCUAAAACUGUUGUUAUCCAACUACAUUGGAUAUUGCAACAUUUGGGAAAUGUGGACGCCAAUAAGUGGGUCUGACUCUGGACUUCAUUUACACUGUUGCUGCAGGUUAUUAUUCAAGUUAGUGGUUCUAAAUAGAAAUAAUUAAAAACGAACAGCACAUGCCACCAUCAAAAUGGUGAAAAAUAUCAACAGCUAGUGCAACAUCUACAGAAAAAAAAUAUACUAGAUUCAUUUGACUGCCUUUUUACUAGAGCCUCUGCUUUACAGCACAGUUAAAAGGGUUGACUGUUUUUUUCUAGGCUUGAUUGUGUUUAUAGCGUGUAGUCUGACGUGUUAAUGCUUUGUAAAAAAUAAAUAAAUCACUUUACCUUUA
Molecule: messenger RNA, 5697 nt
Organism: Puntigrus tetrazona (Sumatra barb)
Lineage: Eukaryota; Metazoa; Chordata; Actinopteri; Cypriniformes; Cyprinidae
Gene: dis3l2
Product: DIS3 like 3'-5' exoribonuclease 2
Exons: 21
Coding region: 107-3127 (1006 amino acids)
Biological process (GO): miRNA catabolic process
Cellular component (GO): P-body; exosome (RNase complex)
Molecular function (GO): 3'-5'-RNA exonuclease activity; RNA binding
Source: RefSeq, a predicted model, not a curated record